Molecule: messenger RNA, 3906 nt
Organism: Bactrocera tryoni
Lineage: Eukaryota; Metazoa; Arthropoda; Insecta; Diptera; Tephritidae
Product: tachykinin-like peptides receptor 99D
Exons: 10
Coding region: 707-2587 (626 amino acids)
Biological process (GO): G protein-coupled receptor signaling pathway
Cellular component (GO): plasma membrane
Molecular function (GO): tachykinin receptor activity
Source: RefSeq, a predicted model, not a curated record
UUCAGUGUUGUGAGUGCAAAUAAACCGAAGUAAUAACAAAAUAUUGAAAAAUUGUUAUGCAAAAAUGAAAAUAACUUACAGCCAAUGUAUUGAGCAGUUCACCUGUGACCCGAAUUCGAAUCGUAAUUUCAUAAAACCUAAAAAUAUUUAAAUAAUUUAAGAAAUAAAAAUAAUAAAUAUAAAAUUGUUCUUCAACUACUUAAAUCGGAAUCAAAACUAAUAAAAAAGCUCAGCACUCAGUGUAAAAAUUUCCGUCUUCACGGCAGCGUACGAUUGCCAAGGUUAAGUGCUGUGAAGUGGAGCUCUCAGAGGCUUAAGGAAAAUAUGCAGCAGUGUCGCGCAAAACUUAAAAGUCAACAGACGCCCAAAGAGCAUAAAAGAUUUUAAAUAAUUCCAUAAGCCGCGUACAAAUUUUACAAGUAUGAGCGCGAGUGUGUUGAGGUAAAAGGUGAUGCACACAAAAAUAGCUAAUACCAAGACAUAAAUACACCAGAAACCAGAAAGGUACAACGCAACAACAACAAAUAUAAAGCAAAGCAAAGUGUGAUUGUGUAAAUCAUGUCCAACGGAAAGGCGACAAAAUAAAAUCUAAAAGGAAAAUUCAUCAUAAUACACGCGCCCACUUAAAAAGCAGAAAGCCAAAUGUUAAACAAAUAAACAGGGAUUCACGUAUACGUACAUAUGCGGGAAUUUCUACGGCACUAAAAUGCUUGACUCACACACGCCACCAACGACGACAGUGAGUGAUUUUGAGAGCAUAGAGCCCUACAAGGUCGACACUUCUAAUGAAUUCGGGAGCAGUGGUGGUGGGGGCGGUAGAGGAGAGUUAGACGUCAUCAUCGCUAGUGAAACUAGUCGAGCUGCUUUCGGCGGUUUGGCGGAAAACCUACAAGAUAAUUAUUCCCAACUUAUCGGUACAACAUCGGCCAUUGAUUGGUGCAAUCAAUCACUGCUACUCUAUGGCAUAAAUAACUGUAGUAUGAAUAUUUACAGUGGAAUUAACGAUACAAUGGUCGACGAGGACAUAUCAUUCAUCCUACCAUGGUGGCGCCAAGUGCUGUGGUCUAUUUUAUUCGGUGGUAUGGUUUUGGUGGCUACAGGCGGAAAUUUAAUUGUCGUUUGGGUUGUUAUGACGACGAAAAGAAUGCGAACCGUUACUAAUUAUUUCAUAGUGAAUCUUUCCAUUGCGGAUGCCAUGGUAUCCAGUCUCAAUGUGACUUUCAAUUAUAUUUACAUGCUGGACAACGAUUGGCCUUUCGGUGAACUAUAUUGCAAAAUAUCGCAAUUUAUAGCAACGCUAAGCAUAAGCGCCUCGGUGUUUACACUAAUGGCGAUAUCCAUCGACAGGUAUGUUGCCAUUAUGAAGCCGUUGAAACCACGCAUGAGUAAGCGGUGCAAUCUGGGCAUUGCCGCCUUCAUUUGGAUAGCCUCAAUUGCGAUUUCAUGCCCCAUGUUGUUCUUCUUUACAACCGGCGAAGUCGAACUAAAGGAUGGUACCCGAAUUGUAUGCUACGCCGAGUGGCCUGAUGGUCCCACGAAUCAUUCGCAACAGGAAAAUGUUUACAAUAUCGUUUUCAUGAUUCUCACGUACAUACUGCCCAUCAUUUCGAUGACGGUCACUUAUUCACGAGUCGGCAUUGAACUUUGGGGCUCCAAGACGAUCGGAGAGUAUACGCCCAGACAGGUGGAGAAUGUUCGAAGUAAGCGAAGGGUGGUGAAAAUGAUGAUGGUUGUGGUGCUGAUAUUUGCCGUUUGUUGGUUGCCCUUUCACAUCUAUUUCAUAGUCACAUCAUGUUAUCCGGCGCUGACACAGACUCCUUUCAUUCAGGAGGUCUAUUUAGGCAUCUAUUGGCUGGCCAUGAGUAACUCCAUGUAUAAUCCGAUUAUCUACUGCUGGAUGAACUCAAGAUUCCGUUACGGCUUCAAGCGAUUUUUCCGUUGGUGCCCAUUCGUUAAGGUCGACGAAUCUCUGAAUCGGCGUGACAAUAUGACUUCCCGGUAUUCCUGCUCGGGUUCACCGGAUCAUAAUCGCAUCAAAAGGAAUGUUAGACAUUUCCCAGUCAAUUCAUCCUUUUGUGUGUCUCUUGCAGAUACUCAGCGCUCAUUUUUGUAUACCUGUCCGGGCUCGCCAAAAAACCGUCGAGUAGCUUCACAUUAUGGUAUGUUACGUAAUUCCACAAUAGUAUCCCAUCGAGAUCCGUUGCGACACUCUGCGCCAAUUGGCACCAACAACACCGGCGCAUAUCACCAACGCUUCACCAUUAGUCACUGCGGCAAUAGUCACGAGCUUACAUCGCUGACGUCGUUAAGCGGCGCACCGGGUGCGGGACAAUAUGGCAUCGUAAUGAAAGCUGAGCCCAUCAAAGUGGCGCUGCGAAAUGGCAGCGCACAACAAGUGUCAUUGCCAUUGUGGCCAGCGACAGCUGAAACAACCGACACCGAAUCAGCUGCAACAACACCGCCACUGCUGCCUCCGCCAUCCACAAUUGGCGUUGGGGAAGUUGUAGGUGUUGAAGGUUGUUGUGUUGGUGAUGCUAGUGGUGGUGUGUGCCAUGUGGAUGAGACAAACGUGCGUGCCGCAUCUUGACAGUGUGAAGGCACACGCAACAACAACAACAGUGGUAGUGUCAAAGUAGUUGCGGAGCGUGACAAGUACAGCAAUGGUUUAGCAGACGGUUUGGAAUAUAAAAAUGUCAACGGUAGUACAAAAGCUUAUGCUAUUAGCAACAGCAGCAGUAACAACAAUAACAGCAAGCAUCGUGCGAUAGAUGCCACAGAAAGUGGCAACACAAUAGGUGCCCCAAUAGCAAAGACAACAAAAGCCACAACAACUACACUGCUGUCGACCAACACGCCACGUGGCAUUUUCGCCUCGUCUACGACGGAUGAUAAAACAUGGCUGUAAAUUAGCUGUAUAAGAGAUGGUUUAGAGAAACACAUGCUUGGCAGACGCAGCCCAGUAGGUGACCGGAAUAAAAAGCAACAACGCUGGAUUGUCUCAUGCCUCGUAUGUGAAUGGUCGUAAUGAAAGUUGACACUGGAAAGUGUGUUACGUCCAACACCAGGUAGACGAUAUGAAGAAGAUGUGCUGCGCAGCUCUGGUGUUAUCGUCGCUGAUAACCAUUGACAUAUCUAAUUUUAGAAAACUUAGUUUAAAAUUUAAAAUAAUAAGAAAGAGAGGAAAAGAGCGGCCUGUGCUGCUACAAAUUUAAACAGCUAUUCCAUUCAUAGGUGAUAUUUCUUGAAACCAAAUGGGCCACUCUCGACCUAAAUGCGGACAAUGUGAUUCUUUAGAGGCAUUAUAACCUCAAAAUAGUUACAAUGAAAGAUUAAACCCAAACUCACGUACGACCUUAAGAAAGCUAAGCAAACGAAUAGAAUUGUAAUAUAUUAAUAUAUUAUGGUUUAAAUGCGAAUUUCUUAGCUUACUUAAAUCCAUAAUUAGACCACUGAAGAUAUAUGUAAGCUGCUGAAUGUAAUAAUUACAGAAAAAAUUAAAGUUUAUUAAAAUACUUGUUAUGUAAAUAUAUAAAAGCUCGAACUCGUAUAAUUGUAUAUUGUUCACACAAAAAAAAAAAAAACAAAAAAAAACAAAAGAUAAACAGUAUGGAAAAAACAAUGUCAGCACAAAGACUAAGUCAUAACAGCCUCAAAGUGCUUAUGUAUAUAUGUAGAUAAGAAAAUAUUAGAAUACAAUUGGCUAAAAAAGUUUAUAAAUUUAAGCUCAGUGUUUGACUAUUAAGCUUUGCAAUCAUAUAUGUAAAAAAACUCACCAUACCUUAUAUUUGAAGUAAAGGGAUUCACGAAAGUUUAUUGAGUAAACAAUAUAAAUAAGUACAGACGUGUUCGAAAAACUAAGAGCAACCAAAGUUAACAGAAAUCCAUGAAUAAAAUUUUUCAAAAGUA